AUGAGGUACAGAGAAGCCCUAGGCAGUGCCUCUUGCCCCAAUUGCGGUGGCCCGAUAGCUAUCGGAGGGAUGUCAUUCGACGAGGCAGAGAAGCAACUGAUAAUCGAGAUUGCAGUGGCAGCCAUGGAAGAGCUAAUCAAAAUGGCUCAAAUGGGUGAACCCUUGUGGAUGCCCAGCCUUGAUGGCAACACCAAUGUGUUCAAUGAAGACGAGUACAUCAGAACAUUCCCUCGUGUUGCUCCAAAACCAAACAAUCAUUUCAAAUGUGAAGCUUCGCGCGAGAGCCCUGUUGUUAUCAUGAACCACAUCAACCUUGUUGAGAUUCUCAUGGAUGGGAAUCAGUGGUCGACUGUGUUUUCUGGGAUUGUGUCAAGAGUUAUGACUCUAGAAGUGCUGUCAACUGGAGUGGCUGGAAAUUACAAUGGAGCCUUGCAAGCGAUGACUGCAGAAUUUCAAGUACCCUCACCGCUUGUUCCAACUCGUGAGAGUUAUUAUGUGAGGUACUGCAAACAGCAAGCUGAUGGCACUUGGGUUGUGGUUGAUGACUCCUUGGACACUCUGCGCCCUAAUCCUGCACCAAGGUCAUGCCAAAGAAGGCCCUCUGGAUGUCUCAUCCAAGAAAUGCCAAAUGGAUACUCAAAGGUUACAUGGGUUGAGCAUGUCAAUGUGGAUGAACUUGGUGUUCACAAUCUGUACAAGCAGCUGGUUAACUCUGGCAACGCAUUUGGGGCGAAACAAUGGGUCGCUACCUUGGACCGCCAAUGUGAACGUCUUGCCAGUUCCCUGGCAUCAAACAUCCCUACUGGUGAUGUUGGUGUGAUUACAAAUCAAGAAGGCAGAAAAAGCAUUUUAAAAUUGGCUAAAAGGAUGGUCAUAAGCUUCUAUGCUGGAGUAAGCGCAUCAACCACUCACACAUGGACAACACUGUCUAGGACCGGGGCUGAUGAUGUUCGGGUGAUGACCCGAAAGAGCGUGGAUGAUCCUAGCAGGCCUCCCGGUAUUGUGCUUAGCGCCGCCACAUCUUUCUGGCUUCCAGUUCCUCCCAAAAGGGUAUUUGAAUUCCUCCGUGAUGAGAACUCUCGUAAUGAGUGGGACAUUCUUUCCAAUGGUGUAAUUGUUCAAGAAAUGGUACACAUUACUAAUGGUCGUGACACUGGAAAUUGCGUGUCUAGUGCGAAUUCAAGCCAGAGCAACAUGCUGAUACUGCAAGAGAGCUGCACAGACCAAACAGCUUCUUUUGUGAUUUAUGUUCCAGUGGACAUUGUUGCCAUGAAUGUGGUACUAAAUGGGAGUGACCCUGACUAUGUUGCUCUUCUUCCUUCUGGCUUUGCCAUCCUUCCAGAUGAAGGAGGCAUGGGGGAUUCUGGCUCUGGUGGUUCCCUUCUCACUGUUGCCUUUCAAAUUUUGGUUGAUUCUGCCCCGACCGCCAAGCUCUCUCUCGGGUCGGUGGCAACGCCAAUUUUCCUUGUGUACUCCAACCUGACAUAUAAGCAUAUGCAGGAUAGUCGUUGA
Prunus avium (sweet cherry) is the source of this 1512-nucleotide messenger RNA. Lineage: Eukaryota; Viridiplantae; Streptophyta; Magnoliopsida; Rosales; Rosaceae. The record is from RefSeq and is a predicted model, not a curated record.